GGCGGUGAAGACUCGCCGGCAGGAGGAAGGCGCUUGGGCCCUGCCCGUCGGAGCGGCGCCGCGCUGAGACAUGGCCGUGGCUGUCACCACCAAGACGGCGUGGAAGCUGCAAGAGAUCACUGCUCACAGCAGCAAUGUGUCCUCACUAGUCCUGGGAAGAAGUUCAGGCCGUCUGCUGGCAACUGGAGGAGAUGACUGUCGGGUCAACAUAUGGUCAGUUAACAAGCCCAACUGCAUCAUGAGCUUGACAGGUCAUACAACGCCCAUUGAGAGCCUACAGAUCAAUACAAAUGAGGAGCUCAUUGUUGCAGGGUCCCAGUCAGGGUCCAUUCGAGUUUGGGACCUGGAAGCUGCCAAAAUUCUUCGUACCUUACUCGGUCACAAAGCAAAUAUCUGCAGCCUUGAUUUCCAUCCUUUUGGAAGUUUUGUGGCAUCUGGCUCUUUGGACACAAACAUUAAGCUCUGGGAUGUAAGAAGAAAAGGCUGUGUCUUCAGGUACAAGGGUCACACAGAAGCAGUUCGAUGUCUUCGCUUUAGUCCUGAUGGGAAAUGGUUAGCCUCUGCUGCUGAUGAUCACACUGUAAAGCUGUGGGAUCUGGCUGCUGGGAAGAUAAUGUUUGAGUUUACAGGACAUACUGGCCCAGUAAACGUUGUUGAAUUCCAUCCCAAUGAAUACCUUUUGGCUUCUGGCAGCUCUGACAGGACUGUUCGUUUCUGGGACUUGGAGAAGUUUCAAGUUGUGAGUUGCAUUGAAGAGGAGGCUACUCCUGUCAGGUGUGUGCUCUUCAACCCAGAUGGCUGCUGCUUGUACAGUGGCUUCCAGGAUUCGCUGCGUGUGUACGGAUGGGAGCCAGAGCGCUGUUUUGAUGUGGUCUUGGUGAACUGGGGAAAAGUAGCUGACUUAUCUAUCUGUACCAACCAGCUGAUAGGAGUUUCCUUCGCACAAAGCACAGUCUCUUCCUUCGUUGUGGAUCUCAGCAGAGUCACAAAAUCAGAUUCUAUUCCUCACGGGCUGAUCAGGGACGAUGAGCCUCUUGUGCCACCUACACCCACGGGGUCCUCCCUUCGCCGCAUCUAUGACAGGCCCUCAACUAGCUGCAGCAAGCCACAAAGAGUGAAGCACAAUUCGGAGAGUGAGAGGCGCAGUCCCAGCAGUGAAGAUGACCGGGAUGAGAAGGAAUCAAAGCUUGAGAUCCAGAACCCAGAGGAUUACAAAGAGAUCUUCCAGCCCAAAAACACUAUCUGUCGAACUCCUCCUCGAAACAAUGAGCCCUUUCCAGCCCCUCCUGAGGAUGAGCCUGUAACUGCAAAGGAAGUGGCGAAGCCCAGCCAAGCUGCAGAUGUCCAGACUGCGUUGCCAAAGCAAGAACUUCCUGAUCCGGUUCAUAGGCUACCAAUUGCCUCCUCAACUCCUUUGACCAGAACAGAGCCGUCGGUGAUUCCUGCAGCCAGGAAUGAGCCCAUUGGUCUGAAGGCCUCUGACUUUCUACCAGCUGUAAAAAACCAAAGCCAGACUGAGCUUGUGGAUGAAGAAGCCAUGUCCCAGAUCAGGAAAGGUCACGAGACCAUGUGUGUGGUGCUCACCAGUCGCCACAAGAAUCUGGAUACCGUGCGGGCUGUAUGGAGCACCGGUGACAUCAAGAACUCCGUGGACUCUGCAGUGGCGAUCAAUGAUUUGUCUGUUGUUGUGGACCUCUUGAAUAUUGUCAACCAAAAAGCGUCUCUCUGGAAGCUGGAUUUGUGUACUGUAGUCCUGCCGCAGAUAGAAAAACUACUCCAAAGUAAAUAUGAAAGUUAUGUGCAGACUGGCUGCACCUCCCUGAAACUCAUUCUUCAGAGAUUCCUGCCAUUGAUCACAGACAUCCUCACCGCACAACCUUCUGUUGGAGUGGACAUCACCAGAGAGGAAAGGCUCCAUAAAUGCAAGCUGUGCUACAAGCAGCUGAAAAACAUCAGCAACAUCGUCAAGAACAAGUCUGGGCUUAGUGGCCGCCAUGGUAGUGCCUUUCGGGAACUUCAUCUCCUCAUGGGUGUCCUGGAGUGACAGCUGCCACCUCCUCACCUGCAAGCACAGGUGACCAGCUCCCUUCUGCUCCUGGUCUGGCUGGACUUCACCCCUCUCUGUGUGUCCAUCCUCCCCCCCAGCACGGUAGGAAAUGCGCUCUCGCGAUCCGGCCGCCUGCCCAGUCCUGGCGCUCGCAGGCUGGAGGGAGCCCCUGAGCGGAGAGACGUGGGUCCGGAGGGAGGGGAGCUGCCUGCCGGGGGGCUCUGCGAAGCCCCUUGGGGGAUGCAGCUUCAUUUCAGCUCUUCAUCUCAGCACCAAGCCCUCGGCUGCUCUGUGUCUGUGUGCUGACCUUUCCCUGCUGGGAGGGCUCUGAGCUUAUGCCACCCCCCUGUCACCCAUGUCUGCUGUCAGGUCUUGUCACUUGGCUCAGUGGGCUGGUGCUGGCUGCUCCACAAGAGCCUGUGGGGGGGUGGCAUGCUCUUGGCCUGCAGGGGGGACCUCAGCUGCUGUGUGGGACUGGCCCCUUUGGCUUGUGUCAUCAGACAGGAGCUGUGCCACUGUGCCACCGUGCUGGUGCAGUCUCAGGGACCUGUAGCGAGAGGAGGCUGUCUCUGGGCUUCACAAAAAUUCCUGCUGGCACCCUGGGCCACGGAAGAUUAAUAUCUUCAGACUGUUGCUGGGAUCUGAGGUCUACCCAGAUCUGUUAAAAUAUGUGACUUAAACAGGACUUGUAUGUGUUUGCCUUUGGG
Athene cunicularia (burrowing owl) is the source of this 2754-nucleotide messenger RNA. RefSeq names its product katanin regulatory subunit B1 (gene KATNB1). The record is from RefSeq and is a predicted model, not a curated record. Gene Ontology annotation, molecular function: microtubule binding. The transcript has 19 exons. NCBI's taxonomy places the organism in Eukaryota, Metazoa, Chordata, Aves, Strigiformes, Strigidae. The coding region runs from base 71 to 2044 and encodes 657 amino acids. Gene Ontology annotation, biological process: microtubule depolymerization; microtubule severing. Gene Ontology annotation, cellular component: katanin complex.